AUGGCCUCCUCGCGGUUCUCGUUUCUAGCAGCGUCGCUCGCGGUUCUGCUCCUCGCCACAGCCAGCUGCGCAUUCGCGCGAAUCCACAAGGCUGCCCCCGUUGUUAAGCCCCUCGUCUGCAAGGCUUCGAGUCUGAAGUCCUCAGGUUACACCAAGUCCGUCGCGCUCGGCGGCCUGACCUUGCACUGGAGCCUCACCGCGGCGAAGGACGGAAUCAACGCUGCGAUUGUGGCGGGCAAGGGUAGCGGCGCCGAGAAGGGCUGGAUAUCCGUUGGCUGGACGGCCACACGUGGCAAGAUGUGCAACUCCGAAGUGGUGGUGGGGAAUCUCCCCGCGCCGAACACCGUGCAGGCCUACGCGAUGACGAGCAAGGCCUACCCGAGUGCCGGGAUUCAAACAACAAAUAAUGUGGCGCUCUCGGCGACAUCUGUGGUAGCCACUACCCCGGCUGGUGGAAAUAUUGUUAAAUUCACUCGCACAGGCGCCGGCAGUCUGGCUCCGGUUAACUACACGGGCAUCAACAACUUGAUCUGGGCCUACUCCAGCUCCCAAACUUUCGGCUACCACACCAAACGGUAA
Molecule: messenger RNA, 579 nt
Organism: Closterium sp. Naga37s-1
Lineage: Eukaryota; Viridiplantae; Streptophyta; Zygnematophyceae; Desmidiales; Closteriaceae
Source: the annotation of a GenBank genome assembly